AGGUUUUGUCCUUAAAAAUGUUAUAUUGUCUACUGGUUGUUUGUUUUUGCCGAGUGUUAUUGAACUGAUUUUUUCGUAUGCAUGGUGAAAGUAUCUGUACUUCACAGAACUAGUUCGUAGCUCGAUGUCGUUCUGGUGGAAUCUCUGUAUAAGUUUUUAUUAAAAAUUGUCACAAUCAACUUGUGAAGAGCCUAAGCAAUCCUUAGUGAUGUGAUAAAAUCGUGAAUUAAUCGUGCUUUAUUGUUUUUCUUUGUGAAAACUGCUAGUAACAUAUAGCUACAGAUUGGUACGGGCUGCAAAUCAUGUCAUCAGUGGGCCAGCUGGUCCCACAGGUGACGCGCGCUCCUCCCAACAUGACCAUCAAAUUCAACGGCCCUCACAUUGAGGGGUCAUUUUGCACUUCAAUUGAUUACAAUUAUGAUCCUGUCAUCAGUGUUAUUUGUGCAAUGUACAUAGCUUUUGGGAUCGUAUACACAUUAUUUGGUUACAGAUGCUUCAAAGCUAGCAUGUUUCUCACUGGUUUCACAUUUGGAUCAGCUAUUGUGUACCUAAUAUGCCUCCAAGAGUACUUGAUGCCACCUUACGGCAACGUUGGUGUGGCCCUCUGUGCUGGAUUGCUUUUUGGUCUCAUCACAAUGCUGAUCCAGUAUGUUGGACUAUUCAUGACUGGUUUCCAUACUGGCCUUCUCCUGGCUAUAGCUGGGCUGGCCAUUUAUGAUCAUUUCCUGGACAGCAGACCUACUACGUACUGGUUAUGCGUAGUGGUAUUGCUUACUUCAGGGAUCUUCUUUGCUGUCAUCAACUUGUACUGGAAGAAAGUUCUAACCAUUUUCGGCACGAGCGUGUACGGCGGUGCAGUCAUCGCGACGUCUCUGGACUACUUCUUCGAAAGAAUGAUGAUGCUUAAAUGGUUAUGGGAGCGCGCGAAGCUUGAGCCAGCCGUGGCGCCGCCGUGCCGGCUGUCGUGGCUGACGCUGGCGGCUUGGCCCGCGGCCGCCAUCGUGGGGCUCACGGCGCAGUGCGCGCUCACCGCCACCGGCAUCUACCACGAGCAGAGUAUAAGCGCCCAGAAGCGGCGGCUGAAGGCGCAGCAGUCGCGGCCGGUCACGCGCGAGCAGCGCGCCGAGAUGAAGCAGCGCAAGUAUCGGUACUUGUACCAGGUGCGCACGGCGCACGGGGACGUGAUAUCGCAGUCGUACGUGCAAGCUCUACAGAAGAAGGCCCAAUGCGGCAACUGGUCCGGCAGCGGCGGCGGCGAGUGCAGCACGCUGCAGUCAGACUCCACGCACCUGACCGUGCUCGCGCCGCCCACCGACUCCGACGACGAGCUCAACCAGAUCCGCGCGGCGCGCUAGUGGGCCCAGACGGAGUGCCCUCGGUGGUGCGACAGCUAUGAAAUGAUUUAUAAGGGUGAGCAAAAUAAAUUUUCAUUCUAUGUAUCCAGUAUUAUAAGAAAUCCACUCAUAUUAUAUUAUUAUUAGUGGUUUAUAAUUAUUAAUCAUAUAUUUGUAUUCCAUGUGAAUUUAUUAUUGUAUUAUGAUUAUACUUGGAAUUACGUGUAUAAGUAGAGGGGUUCAAGGCCUAAGUUAGUUUGUUUGUCACCACAAUAUGACGUGAUCGCGUCAGUCGAAAACUUAUUCAAACUAAUUUUGCGCAAGAGUAAAUAAUUAUAAUAUCUGAUGUAAAUUGGAUAGUCAAACAAUAAUUCCAAGUGUUCUACUUGGAAUUAUUGUUUCUUUGAAAUCAAUGUUUGUUAAUUGAGUUCAUUAACUGAUGACGUCAUAGCUCCCUUUUGCCAUAAAAAAUCGCGGUUGGACAGAUGUCAAUAAAUUAUGUCAAUUGAAAGAUGGUGUCAACUAAAUUUUUAUUUGAAGAUUCAAUUUCUUCGCAACAGUAUUGAAAUCUGAAAACUAUCCAGUAUACAUCAAUUGUUUACUUUCUAAAAAAUAGUUUGGGUAGGAAGAUUUUUGUAUUGAUAUUUUCGAAGGAUUUACAAUAAAUACCCGUGAAUCCUACUGCUGACGUCGACAAUGACAUAUCUCGUAAAACGAAGAUUAACACCAAAAUGAACAUUCCAAAAUUUUUUUAUACUAUUGAGAGUAGAUUUUAAGCAACGAUUAAUGUAGAUUUUUUUU
This is a messenger RNA of Ostrinia nubilalis (European corn borer), 2135 nucleotides long. RefSeq names its product transmembrane protein 198. NCBI's taxonomy places the organism in Eukaryota, Metazoa, Arthropoda, Insecta, Lepidoptera, Crambidae. The transcript has 10 exons. Gene Ontology annotation, cellular component: plasma membrane. The coding region runs from base 303 to 1355 and encodes 350 amino acids. The record is from RefSeq and is a predicted model, not a curated record.